GAGAUCUCCCAGGAAGGCCGACAGGAUGGCUGGACGACUGUCGAACGGCAGACCGGCAGGCCCAUCCGGUGGAUCUAUCAAUCGCCAACGCAGUGCGGGGUCGGUGGCGAAGCAGCCGUACGACCUGAGGUUGUAUGCGCACCUGCCUUCUCACGAGAUUCCUCUGCCGCCUUCGGAUGACGAGGGGGGGGAAGCCAGGUCGCCGACUUUGCCGUUGGGAAGCGGUUCUACGCAGGACUGGGCGGCGACUCAAUCGUGCGGCGGCAAGGGGGUGGAGACGCCGUGGUCUUACACGUCACUUCUAAACGAGGGGCUGUGCGAUGACGACGGUGAUGCGGCGGUUGAUCUGAGCUUUCAUCAGUCGAGCAGCAGCGGAGCAGCCGCGACGCACACUCGGAUCAUCAAUCCCCACCUGGGUGGGGAUUGCGCGGACAACACGCCGAGCGUCGGUGGAGGUGAUCGUAAUAACUCGUCGCCGAGCGUCGGUGGAGGAAUCGGUGCGCGUAAACAACCGAACUGGAUGCGCUUGUCGCCUGCGGCGCGAAGUGGACCCGGCGGUACUCGAGGGCGGCAGCCGGCGGAGGAUUUGAUUGGGGGAGUUCCGGACGUGCAACGCGACGGUAGGCAGGUCUGGGCAGAAUGCAGGCAGGAGUUGCAUCGAGGUGAAACGGAGACGAUCACCAGAGGGGUGCAACGGCUGCACGUCGACGAAGUGGAAGACACGGCUAUUGAUGAGGGGCAGGGGUGUGACAACGUGGACGACGAGGACGGUUGCAAGUCCGACGAUUUGCCAGACAUCAGGCCGCUUGGGAGGAGGGCGACGAGAGGCGGAUCCGGUGCUAAGAAGGGCCCCGCCAUGAAACCGAGACGGACGAAGAACAUGGAUGACGAUGGCGAGGGCGGCCAAAAUUUCUGGUCGGUGGGAGACAUGGUCGCGCUCGUGAGGGCGAAAAGGGAUCAAGAUAUGUAUAUCGCCGGCCUGGGGACUAGUUUCGCCCGCAUGAAAGCGGCCGCGUGGAAGUGGGAGGACGUGCGGGUGAGGUUGCAGGCGAUGGGAGUGACGAGGGAUGCCGUCGACUGCGGGAAGAAAUGGGACAACUUGAUGCAGCAAUUCAAGAAGGUGCACAAGUUUCAGAACCUCUCCGGCGGGAAGGACUACUCCAGGCUUGCUUCGAGGGAAAGGCGAUCGGAAGGCUUCAGCUUCGUCAUGGACCGGAGCAAGCGGGAGAACGUCCCUGCUGACACCCAGGGGCGGGCAGUGGGUCGGCGGCAUGUCCCCAAGUCGAAGAGGCUCCGUUCAGAAGAGCCAUCACCAAGCGUGCCUGUCCUGCGAGGGCGGUAUUGGGCGGCAUCGAACGAAGACGAAGAUGACGACGUGUUCAUGACAGAGGAGGAAGCAGCAGAUGACACCGUGGCAGCACCCCGGGGCAGCACUCUUCAAGCGAAGAAUGAUCAGGCCGCGGCGAGGAGAUUGCUCAUGCCCCCCCCGGAGGGGCAACAAGGUCGUGGGCAGAGGAACACGAAAGCUAAGAAGGUUGUUGUUGAUGUUAGCGACGAGGACAAUGAGCCAUUGGAAAGCCGCAGGCAGCGAAAUGCAAUGCAAGGUGCGACGGCGACGGGAGUAAGUAUAUGCGCCACGCAUGAAGAAAGGCCACCUCAAGGCGCCAUGCCGUCCACGCCGUCACAGCCGCGACCGCGCAACUCGGCUGCAGAUGGAGGGUCUUCCGAACGCGGGGGAGGUGAGGUGGCCCAGCAAGAAGCGCGCGUGGCGAGCGCUGGUGCAGGCGCGGGGUCCUCGGGCAAUGUCGCUGUCGUGGCGGGGGCGAGAGAGGAGGUUCCUGUUGUGGAGCGGGAGGUUGCGCGCGGCGAGAAUAAGGGGAACCGCCCCCGCGGAUACAAUCUCGCUUUCCAGUACGCGUUGGAGUCGGUGGUAACCGACCUUGCGCGCGUUAUGUGGUACGGCGAGGAGUGGAGCAAUGUGGUGAGCGUGACCGUUUGCGCGCACACGAUCGACCUCAAUAUGGACUUGCCACUGUGGUUUGCGGGGGUGAACAUCAACGACAGGCCGGAGGAGGACGACAUGGCUGCGUACCAGGAGUCGACUGUCCUGUGCGUCGCGCAUGCAUUUCGCGCCGCCGUGCAAAUGGGUGCCAACGUCGACGGCGGGUUCAUAUCGCACGAUCGUCUGUCGAGGAUCGCGGAUUGCUUCAGGCUGUUGUUGGCUGCCUGCAUGUGGUUGAUGCGCAUGGCGGAAGACGAUCAUUGUAGCCACUACGAAGCCUUCUACUUCGCGCAGCUGGUCGCGAGCCCACGCUGAUCGCAUCCAUGCAUCGCGCCUUCGAUCAUCGAAGGUCCGUCAUCCGAGCGACGAACGUCGUCACGGAGAGACUGGGGAAGGCGAACGCCACCUUUGGAGAGUACCCGAAGUACAUCCCCGAUUGGGCUUCCUGCGGCAUCACGUUCGGCCACGACUCGAGCAUCACGGGGCCAAAGGACGCGAAGAAGAGGGAUUGGUUGGGUUCGGGCCCCUUGGAGGAGGACGGUGACGACAAUGGCGAAAACGACGCGUAGGGGGUGGAGGGAUGGUGUUGUGCUAGAUUGCCUUGGUUUGCUUGUCGCUUGUGAUGGCACGUGGACGACGGGAAAGGUGGCAGCGCGUCGCGACACAGAUUGUUGUUGGUCUCUCCCUUUGCUCCGCACAAGCACAACGU
Messenger RNA from Chara braunii, 2711 nucleotides. Lineage: Eukaryota; Viridiplantae; Streptophyta; Charophyceae; Charales; Characeae. The record is from the annotation of a GenBank genome assembly.